Molecule: messenger RNA, 1653 nt
Organism: Salvia hispanica
Lineage: Eukaryota; Viridiplantae; Streptophyta; Magnoliopsida; Lamiales; Lamiaceae
Source: RefSeq, a predicted model, not a curated record
AUGAGCACGACCAUAUGUUCUUGCAAGCCUGGUUAUCAAGGCAGUCCAUAUUUGAGCUGUGAGGACAUCGACGAGUGCCGGAAUUUGUCAUUGAACAAGUGCCAAAACGGGACUACGUGUGUCAACACAGUCGGUUCAUUCUUAUGUCAAGUUCAGGGUGAUGGCAAAGGGGCCAAGACGAAAACAGUAAUCAUCGGUAUCAGCUGCGGCUUAGGUGGGUUAGUUUUGCUAGGUGGGGCGUUGGUGUUUUCCAAAGUCGCGAGGAAGAGAAUCGAAGCCAACCGUAGGAAGAAGUUCUUCAAGCGAAAUGGUGGAUUCUUGCUGACGUCUUCUACUAAUAACACCACCGAGAAUAUCAGAUUCUUCAACUCCAAACAAUUGGCAUUGGCCACUGACCGCUACAACGAGAAUCGCAUACUGGGACGUGGCGGGCAAGGCACUGUCUACAAAGGAAUGCUACCCGAUGGAAGAAUCGUCGCAGUGAAAAAAUCCGAGAAGAUGGAUGAAUCGGAGGUUGGAGCAUUCGUGAAUGAGGUCGUGAUACUGUCCCAGCUCAAUCAUAGGAAUGUGGUGAAGUUGCUAGGGUGUUGUCUGGAGACCGAGGUUCCUCUUCUUGUCUAUGAGUUUAUUCCAAACGGUACGCUCUUCCAACACAUCCACGAUCUAGGCAACGAGUUCCCUUUGUCAUGGAAGAUUCGUCUCAGAAUCGCAACAGAAGUAGCAGCUGCUCUUGCUUACCUGCAUUACUCUGCAUCGGUUCCUAUCUAUCACCGAGACAUCAAGUCGACCAACAUACUCCUAGACGAGAAGUAUCACGCCAAAGUGUCGGAUUUUGGGACGUCGAGGUCGUUCAACGUGGAUCAAACUCACGUGACCACGCGAGUGAUGGGGACUUUCGGGUACAUGGAUCCCGAGUACUUCCAGUCGAAUCAGUUCACAGAAAAGAGCGACGUGUACAGCUUUGGCGUGGUUGUGGUGGAGCUUCUGACGGGCGAGAAAGCGGUCACUGCAGCGGCUAAGGAGGAAGGAGGGAGGAGUCUGGUCGCGCAGUUCUUGCACUCGAUGCAAGACGAUAAAUUGUUCGACAUUCUUGAUCCGGAUGUGGUGAGAGAGGGUGGGGUGGAAGAUGUUGUGGUGGUGGCAAGGCUUGCUCGGAGAUGUCUGAGUUUGGAUGGAAAGCAAAGGCCGACAAUGAAGGAAGUGGCGAUGGAGUUGGAAGCCGUCCAAAUGGGGAAACUAGCCUCGAAUCUGCAAACAUGUAGUGAAGAAGAAACAGAGCCUGCAGUUUAUGAUUCUCUGUAUAUCUCAGACACCACCGGUUUUAGCACAACUGCAAAUUCAUCGGAGUUUCCUUUUCUGUCUAGGAGUUCAUGAACUGAAGUGUUUCUGUUUGUAACAAUUAAGAUAAGGAGGCAAUGAAGUCAACUUAGUUUGUAAGACGUUUCUUCUCCAAGGACUAGGAUAGCAAGGAGGUUCCUCUUAAUUGGUCAGCCAUGAAAAAUCCUCUUUCGACAUACAUGCAUUCAGUCAUUCACAAAACAAAAAUCGAAAAGAUAGCAACUGCAUCAGAUCACAAGUCACUAGUAUAAACACACCUCAUAUUCGUGUGGCAUGUUUCCAUAGUAAUAAGCAUUCCAUUCAAUUUCUUCAACA